UCCGCCUCUAAGGAGAGCAUCUGAUACCAUCUCUUGCACGACAUGCUCUUGAGUCGGUCCCGAAGAUUCUCUCGACCGAACGCGUCUCUAUAAAACAGCAGCAUGUAACGAUUGUGUCCGUCAGUCGUGUCCGCUACCUCGAGCGGGUGAAGGCGUUUGUGAUUUUGGUGAUUUUGCUCUGUAUCGAACAGUUGGCUAGAAUGAUGCAGCGACCGUAACAGGGUGAAAUCCGUUUUUUUAUUUGGUUCGCACAGCUACAAAGUGUGUCUGUGUAAGCCGAAUGUCCUACGCUAAAGGAAAUGUAUUGUUGAAAACCUUUCAUUUGUGCGGGUGAAUACGGAACCCAUCUUUCUAUAGAUUUUCUCGGAACGUGCGCUGAAAGAUCUGCAACGGUGGAACCAUGUACGGAAUGCUACUAGAGAGUGUUCAACAUUUUGUACAGUUAGAGUAUGGAGAAUUCGUUUGGCGUCAGGCCCUACUCACAACGGGAUGCAAAAAUACAGUAUUCAACACACACCAGCUUUACCCGGAUAAUUUGAUACCUGACCUUGCAGCAGCACUUUCGGCUAUAACAGGAAAACCGUUCGAUGAGUUUAUGAUAUUUUUCGGACGUUGUUUCGUUCGAUUCUUUAGUAAUUUCGGUUACGAUGAGUUGAUCAAGGCAACAGGUCGCUAUUUCUGCGAUUUUCUACAUUCAGUGGAUAACAUUCACCUGCAGAUGCGCUUCACUUAUCGCAAGAUGAAAAGCCCAUCUAUGCAGCUGACGGAAGUAGAUGAAAAUGGUGCCGUACUGGUGUACAGAAGCACACGGACCGGAUUCUCGAAGUAUCUUCGUGGGCAGCUUUUGGAAAUAGCCAAGCAGUUGUACGGGAUGGACGUCAGCAUCAAGGUACUGGAAAGCCAGAACGAUACUCCUGGUGGUACAUCGGGACCAAUUGCACCACAAGGCGGCUUGAAGACGGUUAUCGUGAAGUAUCGGUUGGAUUUUGACAAUCGUGAAUAUAUGCAGCGGCGUGUUCAUAUCAAAGCACAUCCAUCACAGCUACAGUUGACACCGGUGAACAGUAAACUGUUGCUGAAUUUAUUCCCAUUCGCUCUAAUCCUGAACGAAGAAAUGAAAAUUACUGCCGUGGGCGAGAAACUCAUCGAGUCAUGGAUGCUGAACAAUGUGAAUCGAUCACCUACGGAACUGCUCGGGGCAAAAGUAACUGAUCAUUUCAAACUUCGUCGUCCGAGCGGUAUAACGUUCACCUGGGAAAAUAUUAAACGGCUGCAAACUGUUUUAUUUGAGAUACAGCUCCUAAAAGGCUCUUCUGCAAAAGGCACAAAAGACGAGUCGAAAAUAGUCGAUACUAAAACAUCAUUAUCGCAGGUGGAUACGAGCUCCUCGACAGAAGAUGCGGCAAAGAUAAUGACCUCCAUUCCACGGCGGGGCUCUCAAGGGCUUCGCAGCAUUUUGUUGAAAGGUGAAAUGCGUUACAUCAAAGACAUAAAUUCCCUUGUAUUUCUAUGCAGUCCCCUCAUCAACAACUUGGAAGAGUUACGUGAAAUGGGACUGUACCUAAACGAUCUCAACCCUCACGGGCUUAGCCGCGAGAUGGUGUUUUCUGGAUUUUCACACUAUUCCCGGCUCGAUUUGAUGUGUGAACGCGAGGAACAACGGGCUGAGGAACUAGAAACAUCGCUUGCCCUCGCUGACUCCUGGAAACGGCAAGGUGAUGAGCUGCUGUACUCAAUGAUUCCUCGCUCGAUAGCGGAACGGUUGCGUGAGGGUCAGAAUCCUCACGAGACCUGUCAGAGCUUCGAGGAGGUGACAGUACUGUUCGCCGAGGUACAGGAAACGAUCACUGGUGAUGAUUCGAUCAAGUACGCCAUGACCACGGUAAACACAUUGAACGCUGCUUUCAGUGCGUUUGAUGAGUUGAUCCAUUCACCGAUGGCCUAUAAAGUGGAGACCGUUGGAAAGGUGUACAUGGCGGUGAGUGGAGCUCCGGACAUAAAUCCAUUUCAUGCGCAGCACAUGGCUGAUCUGGCAUUAGAUAUGCUACACAGUAUACGGCAGCUUAAUCUACCUGGAGUAGGAGUCAAAAUAGGCUUUCACUCUGGGCCAAUAGUGGCCGGAAUCGUGGGAUUGAAGGUACCGAGGUAUUGUCUUUUCGGUGACACGGUAAAUACGGCUUCGCGGAUGGAAAGUAGUGGAGAGACGGAUUGCAUCCAGGUAUCUGGAUACACUGCACAAAAGCUCAAAAAGCUUGGAUAUGUACUGGCGUAUCGUGGAAAGGUAGCCGUCAAGGGUAAAGGAGACAUGGAGACGUUCUGGCUACAAGGACCGCCGCAAAAAAAGAAAGGAAGCACAGUUUUGGUGAUUAUUUCUUUGGUCUCUAUUCCAAGGAGGAAGAUGAAGCUGUUCACGGUAGUGUUAUGGGUGGAGCUGUGCGUGUUGUAUGUGGUGUUUGCUCGAGAAGAUGAGGAACACAACCGGAUCAAUUACGACAUCUACGUGACGCCAAUCAUGGUGAGCACUAUCGCUGACAACCGGUUUCGUGCAAAAAACCCACUUAUAGCGUGGCUUUCGACUGUGCUGAGCUACAAACCUCCGAGCUUCGGCGUGGAGACACCGAUCAGUUCAACAAUGAAGCCUCCACCACGUGACUGCUCACAGUGUUCUUGUGGUCGAGGUAAGACAAGCUCAAGAAUUGUUGGCGGGGACGCGGCCGAUGUGAAAGAAUAUCCUUGGAUAGUGAUGCUGCUGUAUCGGGGUGCUUUCUACUGCGGCGGUUCGUUGAUCAAUGAUCGGUACAUAGUGACAGCGGCACAUUGUGUGCUAAGCUUCACGCCCCAGCAGCUGUUGGCGAAGUUGUACGAUGUAGAGCACGGGGAAAUGGUUACUCGCGCGAUCGUUAAACUGUACGGUCACGAGCGAUUUAGCCUGGAUACGUUCAACAAUGACAUCGCGUUGGUCAAACUGCAGCAGCCGGUAGAGGCAGGCGGUAGCUUUAUUCCAAUAUGUCUUCCCGUUGCUGGCAGAAGCUUUGCGGGUCAAAAUGGAACUGUUAUCGGUUGGGGAAAGCUAGCGAAUGGGAGUUUGUCGCAAGGAUUGCAGAAAGCGAUAGUGCCAAUAAUUUCCAACAUGCAGUGUCGAAAGUCAAGUUACCGUGCUUCACGCAUCACGGACAACAUGCUCUGCGCAGGAUAUACUGAAGGAGGUAGAGAUGCCUGUCAGGGUGAUAGUGGAGGUCCGUUAAAUGUUGGCGAUAGUAAUUUCCGCGAGCUCGUCGGCAUAGUGUCAUGGGGAGAGGGAUGCGCCCGGCCCAACUAUCCCGGAGUCUACACACGAGUGACGCGUUACUUGAACUGGAUUAAGUCCAACACCAGAGAUGCGUGCGUCUGUGAGCAUUCCAUAGCUGUAUUUGCGUACAGGGCAGCCCCUCGUAAUUGUGCACCUUGCUCAUGUGGGACAAAUGCAAAUAAUUCAAAAAUUGUCGGUGGUCACGAAGCUGAGAUCGGGCGUUACCCGUGGAUGGUGGCACUGUACUACAACAACCGGUUUAUUUGCGGAGGAUCCUUGAUCAACGAUCGGUACGUCCUGACGGCAGCGCACUGUGUGUUUGGUAGCGAUCGGUCGCGUUUUAGCGUGAAAUUUUUGAUGCACGACCGCACAGUUCCCAAGGAGGAUUCAUUCGAGCGUAAGGUGUCCUACAUAAUGACGAACUGGUUCUUGAACGUGCUCGUCUUCAUUACGAACGACGUAGCUCUUUUGAAACUGAGCGAACCAGUACCACUGGGCGAAACAAUUAUCCCAGUGUGCUUACCACCGGAAGGCAACACAUACGCUGGACAGGAGGGAAUCGUGACCGGCUGGGGUAAGUUGGGUGAUGGUACGUUUCCCAUGAAACUGCAGGAAGUACACGUGCCGAUACUGUCGAACGAGCAGUGUCACAACCAGACGCAGUACUUCCGGUUCCAGAUCAACGAUCGUAUGAUGUGUGCUGGGAUUCCCGAGGGUGGUAAGGACUCCUGCCAAGGUGACAGUGGAGGACCGAUGCACGUGUUCGAUACCGAAGCAAAUCGGUUCGUGAUUGCGGGCGUCGUAUCGUGGGGCUUCGGCUGUGCCCAACCACGGUUUCCGGGCAUAUACGCCCGAGUGAACCGAUUCAUUUCGUGGAUUAACUUCAAUACUCGAGAUGCGUGUACGUGCAAAAGUGUGUGUGUGUGUGUGCUUCGGUGCUGUGUCGUGGCCAUUUCUAACCUAACCAUGAUAAUGAAUCGUUCCUCAUCCGUUCACUUGAUGGCAAUCUGGGUUCUGAUGCUGACAACGCUAGCUGUCCCAUUGCUAGCAGCUCCCGUUUACAACUCCAGCGAAUCCUGUGAUUGUGUUUGUGGAGUUGGAGGACGCACCAAUCGCAUUGUCGGAGGCUCCGAAGCCGCUGCACAUCAAUUCCCCUGGUUGGCUGGCCUUUUCCGCCAGGGCAAACUAUACUGCGGAGCAUCGGUCGUUUCGCGCAAUUUUCUGGUCACGGCAGCACACUGUGUAAACUCGUUCGAAGCGAGUGAGAUUAGGGUUUAUCUCGGAGGGCAUAAUAUUGCCAAGGAUUACACCGAGCUUCGGAGAGUGAAACGAAUCAUCGACCACGAGGAUUUUGAUAUCUUCACGUUCAACAACGAUAUUGCUCUCCUGGAGCUAGAUAAACCAUUGCGCUAUGGACCCACCAUUCAGCCAGCUUGCCUCCCGGACGGAAGUGUAAUGGACUUUACUGGAACGAUCGGUGUGGUUGCUGGAUGGGGAAGGGUGGAGGAGAAGCGUGCUCCAUCCAAGACGCUGCGAUCCGUUGAAGUUCCCAUCUGGUCACAGGAGCAGUGCCUUGACGCUGGGUAUGGCAGUAAGAAGAUCUCUGCCAACAUGAUGUGCGCCGGGUACCACGAUGGGCAGAAAGAUGCUUGCCAGGGUGAUAGUGGUGGUCCGAUGCAUAAGAUGGGACUGUUUGGCAGCAUGGAAGUGAUUGGAGUCGUUUCGUGGGGUCGGGGAUGCGCCCGCCCAAAUUUGCCCGGUAUCUACACGCGCAUCGUCAAUUACUUGCCUUGGAUUCACGAGAAGCUUGCCAACGAAUGUCUCUGCCCGCCUAAGGAUGUUGCUCGAAGGAUUUGAUGUGACUGUGAAGUUACACGACCUAGAGACGCAGAAGUGUGCUGUUGAUAAUUUAUUCGUUUUCUAGUCACAACAUACCAUAGGAUGUAGAGGCUGACGAUUCGGCUGUAACUAUUAGCAUGUAAGAUAUGGCUACAUUCGCGUAUUGUUAUGAAACGUUUAUUAUGCGGCAGAAAGUAAAUAAAACCAGAAACACAUACGACAUUA
Molecule: messenger RNA, 5353 nt
Organism: Anopheles coluzzii
Lineage: Eukaryota; Metazoa; Arthropoda; Insecta; Diptera; Culicidae
Product: transmembrane protease serine 9-like
Exons: 19
Coding region: 401-5146 (1581 amino acids)
Biological process (GO): cGMP biosynthetic process; proteolysis; intracellular signal transduction
Molecular function (GO): guanylate cyclase activity; heme binding; serine-type endopeptidase activity
Source: RefSeq, a predicted model, not a curated record